AGCGUCGUCUGUCUCGACCAGGUUGAAGCCGUCUGACAGGUGAUUCACGGCUGCUCCUUCAGAAUAUAAACUAGCGUCUCAUUCUCACAAUAAAACAAUGACAUGUGAUUACUUUGGAAUUCUUUCCUUUGUUUGGAAUUCUGGUGACAGAGGAGAAACGAGUCUCGAGACAUCCUCUGGAUCAGUUCGUUUGAGAAAAAGGGGCUGCUGGGCAUCAAAUCACUAAAAGGCACUGAGUAUCUAAUGGCUCAGUAAAUGUUAUAACCUGUACGUGAAGCAUGUGACCAGGUCGCUUUAGGCCACCUUAGCUUAGUGCAGUUUAAUUCAGUGUAAACCAGAAUUCUUAUGAUCAUGGAGCCAGAUCCUUGGAAUAAAACACAGCAAACACCUGCCGUUCCUCUCUCUCACUGCGGCUUUCCAUUUAACGUAGUCUCAGUUUUCUGCCUUAAAGGCCGCAUGGUGCUGCUUUGUUGGUCACAAACGAAGCAGCAGUUCAGAUCGCAGCAGAGGCUUUAUUUCAUACAAGUCUCAUACUCCAGUAAAACACCCAGCCAUUGGGUGUCACUGACAUGUGACCUUACAGCGCAACAGACAUGCGUUGGUGCAUUAAAAUCUAACAGUGUCAUUAUUAUUAUUUUGCAACGGGCAUUUUGAUGCAUCCAAAGGAGCUGCUCUCGUAUUUAAAUUCAAAAACGUCCUUAAGCUUUGCACAAAUUAUUAGCAAAGACAAGUGGGGGAUCACUCCAUCCUCACACAUGCAGGUGCAGGGCACCUGAGCCUUCACCUUUAAAUAACUAUAAUGGUAACACGCCUUAAACUUAGUAAUAACAACAAUAGUGUUUCCUGCACAGCAACAAAAGGCCGUGAUUUUUUUUUUCUGUUAGAUUCCCGAUCAUUAAAGCGAUCUCCCUCCUCCCUCACGUGGUCGGUCUUUGACCCAUUAUUUGCAUACAGUUACUCUCUGUUCACACCUCCCACACACCUUGUAUGCACAGUUGCAGGUCUCGGUGCACCUGCUCCUCUCUCCUAUUCUCUCCUUCUCUCACACUUGAAGCGUCCUCCUCAAUCGCAGUUCAUCCCGAGCUUCGCUCUAUUCAAGGCCCGUGUCCGAGCAGACAUGCUCCGCGCUUUUGUCUUCUUUGCAUUGCACUCCUUGUCCGCGCUGGCCUCCUCAUCAGGUCAGCAGAGUUCGCCCUGGUUCAUCGGAUGCGUCGGCGCCAGCUCUUCCCUCGGAUUUCACGGACCCACGGGUGCCGGUGCCCGUGACCUUGACCCGGUAGCCUGCUCUGCACACUGCUUGGAUGAGGGGUAUGGGGUUGCUGCAUUGUCUUCACAGACCUGUUACUGUGGGAACCAGCUCAGUGGUUUGGUGUUUAUAGAGUGUUUCAAGACAUCUUCCAGUGAAGGGACAAAGGACGUGAAAGGAGGAAGUGAAAGACAAAGUGCCUUGAACUUACCUCUUGGAAAAGCACAAGAUGGAAGCAUGGCACUCUACAGAACUGAAGGGCCAUUUUUGCACAACAUUAGUGUAUUUACUUCUCCAGCGAGACUGGAGGCUGGGAAGACUUUUGUCAUUGAAGUGAAAGGAAACCUCGCUGGACGUCCCAAUCAGCCGUCAGGCAUUCUGGGUCUUAGCAGCCAGGCCCUGUUCUAUGUCACUGUGGAGUCUCUGGGGAUGACCCUAAAGGUCAACGUGACGGAUGAUGGCUCCUUUACUGUGUCAUCUGAUUGGAUUUUGAAUGUAGCAGGCAAAUACGAAAUAAACAUCACUGUUCCCAACCCUCUCUCCACACUCUCCUCCACCCUCUACUUGUACAUCUUGCCGCCCUCUCCAGGAAACCUAACGGUGUCUUUGCUCCACGGCUCUCUGGAUCUCCCCUCCUGCAUCCCCACGGUUCACUUGGACUCUGACGGUGUGACUGACGGUGUGGCUGCAUAUCGGGCCGAUCCCGUCUCUCUGCAGGCGUUUGUGAGUGACGGAUUAGCAGCUGAGUUCUGCUGGCGCUUUACUCACAGGGAAGAAGAAACGGCUUCCCUUUCACAGCCACCCUGUCUGAACAGCAUGAUGAAGUGGACCUUCGAAUCAGAGGGAGUUCACGCAGUGUCAGUGAAUGCAUCAUGCAUCCAUGGGUGGAAGCAGAAGACAAUACAUGUUGUGGUCUUAUCUCCCGGCUGCUCUCACCUUAAAGGGAUCUUGUGUGGGAAUCAUUUAACUACAGCUGUGAGGAUUUUUGCAGCAAGGCAAGCAUAUCCAACAAAUACAGAUAUAAUCUUCCAAGCUGUGACUGACGUACCAGAUCCAGUGGAGUUCGUCUGGCACUUUGGAGACUACACAUCAGCCACAACUACCUCUAGGACCAUCACUAGAAAAUACCUAAAGCCUGGCAGGUAUAAUGUGUCUGUAACCAUGUCACAUGGUAAGAUGGCCGUUACCUCCGACAUGUUCCCGGUGGUAGUCCAGAGAACAGUGAAGCUCAACAAGCUGGUCCACCGGGCCUCAGUUUUGCAGAAUCAUACAGUGGUGUUCAGUUGCCAGGUAAAUGUGGGGACUGACGUCAAUUUCCUGUGGAGCUUUGGGGAUGGAACAAGUCGGUCUGGACAGAGCACAGAACGGCACAUCUUCCACAGAAUGGGAGAGUUCAGAGUCGAAGUGACGGCAUCUAACCUGGUCAGCUCUGCUUCCCUGAGCAGCCACAUCUUUGUUGUGGACCAGCCUUGUCAGCCUCCACCUGUCAAAAACAUGGGGCCUCUUAAACUGCAGGUACAAAGAUAUGAGGUUGUCCAUCUGGGUGUGACGUACGAGACGGAAGUGGAUUGUGAUGUAUCAAGAGGCCUGCGCUACUCCUGGACUUUAUUUGACUCUGCAGGCCGGGCAGUGCCGCUGCGUCUCACAGACACACACAGGCAGACCCUCAUAGUGCAGAGCCAUCUCCUGCAGUACGACACUUAUACGGCUACAGCCAGGGUUCAGGUUGUCGGCAGUGUGGUGUACAGUAACUACAGCGUAAAGGUUCAGGUGAUGCCAAGCCCUCCUGUGGCUUUCAUCCAGGGUGGCACCAACAUCUUCCUUAACAACAGGAACACCAUAGUAACCCUGGAUGGACAGGCAUCUUACGACCCUGACUUCCCCACGAACCCACUCAGCUACAGUUGGGCAUGUAAACCAGUGAGCACCAUCACCAGCUCCUGCUUCAACCAGCACAUUCCCACUUCGUCACCGGUGCUCAAAUUUCCCGCCAGCUUCUUAAAAACCAACUUUGACCAGUUCCAGUUCACGCUCACUGUGCAAAGCAGAGAGAGUUCAGCUUCAUCAGAGACCUUCCUCACUGUAACAUCAAACCUCAUCGGGAAGCUGUCCAUUUACUGCCCUGAGUGUCGGGGAGACCGUGUGAACUGGGAUCAGUCUUUCUCUGUCAGUGCCGUGUGUGAAGACUGCCACAUUCCUGCACAGCACAUCCAGUACACCUGGAGUCUGUACCUGGUCAAUGCUUCAUCCAAGCCUUUCACAGAAGUCCCGUUUUGCUACACAGUAGAUCUCAGCACCAUGUCUGCCAUCAUGGAAAGUCCUGCCACCUCUACUCUACACCCUCCUGUUACAAAUGUGUCACAGAACACCCAUACGAACCCUUAUUUGUCUUCUUCACCCGUUACCGUGGCUACCUUUGAAACCAGAGAUGGUGAUGUGGACCUGGCUGAUAGUUUGUCAGAGUCUAGUCCACGUGUUCUCAACAACGAUGGUGUCCUAUAUUCCGACUACUUGAUCCAAGGGGACAGCAGUGAAAUCCCGGUGGAGCCUGACUCCUCUGCCGACUGGGACUUUUCUUUUCCUCUUCUGGAGAGUGGCAAUGCGGGUGGUCGACUAAAUCCAGAUUAUGGUGCUCCCUUUCCAAACGCAGAGGAAGGAGACCCAGGGAUGUCAGCAGGAAGACCCAGAGGUGAAGAUGGUGAGAGCCUCAGCGCAGGAGACGUCUCGAUGUUUGAUAUGGGAUUACACGAAGAUGAAGGGAGUAAUCUAGUGGAUUCUAAGCCUUUUGUGGCAAUUCAGGCACCGACUUUGCUCGACUUACCUCGAAACCCUCUGAACAGAGGCCUCUUUGAGUCCUUUACUUACACAGGAAUCUCCCGUUCUUUUCUCAAGAUCAAGCCCUUCAGUCUGAGGCCCGGGAGCAGAUACAUGUUGGAGGUCACUGCCAAAUCUCAGAGCAGGCGUCUGGGCCGGACUCAGCUGUUCUUAAAGACCAAUCCUGUUCCGGAGGGCUUGGCGUGCCAAGUGCAGCCUGUCAGAGGACUCGAGUUACACACACACUUCAGCAUCUUCUGCACCUCAGGGAGGGAGGACUUACUGUAUGAGUACAGCUUCAGUGUAGGAGACCGACUCCCCAGGACACUGUACCAGGGGAGAGACUUCCAAUACUACUUCAGCCUUCCUUCAGGUGACCCCAGGGAUGACUAUAAAGUAACUAUAUACACAGAAAUAAGAAGCAGCACGUAUGGGUCAGCCACCAAACCCUGUCCUGUCACAGUACAAGUCCAACCAAGCUUCCUCAGAGACACCUCAUCUUCCUCUUCCCAUCAUGAUCCUGAUCUUGAGCUGUCGGAGUCAGGUCUGAGGAACCUGUCGGCUGUGGUGCAGCUUGGGAACAGUGUGGAGAUUCGUAACUACAUCAGCCUCCUCACCAGCAUCCUGAACAGACUCAGCCUGGAAACGGAGGCCAACACACAUGCACAGAGGCACAUGCGCACUGUGCUCAUUCGCACCUUGUGUGAGCUUGAGAGCAGCGAUCAGGAAUCAAUGACAGACAAUAUUUGCAUUCUGAACGACCUGCUACGAGUUACAAGUCAGGUGACAGUAGCGAGCGCCAAACGAGUAACAGCUCACAUUCAGAUGAUCUCAGAGCAGUUUUCUACGUCUAGCGCUCCUCGUCGCUACCUUAUAAACCAGAAGGUGCUCAAUACAGCGCUCACCCUGCUUUCACACAGCCUUCGAGUGGUGACUACUUGCACCUUCACGCCUGACAUUACACAAGAAGACUCAACUGCUGAUGAAAACCUAAGAAAUGAUGAAAACACUCCAAACAGCACUGCAGUGAAUUCAUCCACCGGUGGCCACAUCAAACAAGGAAGUUCAACUCCAGCAAAGCAAGCGGUGACGCUCGUAGCUGAUAUUCUGCAGGCUGCACCAGAGCUCAUGCUGAAGUACAUUUUGUUUCAUGAGACCAAGGAGCACAGAGUCAGCAGCAGCCUCAUUAAUUUGUAUGCUGCAUCCCAAAACAACAAAUCCACAGUCAUAAACAGUGGCUCAGUCAGGGUCCACAUGCCUGCUUCUUUCAUCCAGAUUCUGUUUCUCCAGCAUGGACCGUGUGUCCUCACUGUGCUCACUGAGCUUGCUCACAGUCCUUAUACCUGGGCCAAUCCUACACAGUUAAGUGGACCAGUGGUUGACCUGAGUUUGUACAAGUGCAACACAAGGAGAAGGAUCCACAUUUCCUCUCUCAUUCAACCAAUCAACACCGAGCUUCGUCACACACAAAGAAACAAAAGCUCUUCAUGGGAGUUCACCCUCCUGCGCAGCCGGGUCAACUACCACAGCUUCAACAUUAACCAGGAACACUUGCUGCAGUCCAUCCAGCUCACUCUAGUCUUCAGGCCCACGACCAAAAAGGCGUUUCCCCUCAUGGUGCUCUUCAGGAUGUUUGAAAAGCCGACUCCUAGAAUGCACCAUCUGCACAAGAUUUACAGAUGGGAGAGCAACACCUCACGCAUCACUCUGCCCUCAUCCUACCUCAAUGCUGCAGGUGUUGGUCACUUGGCACUGCUUAAUGCUGAUUUUGGUAAAGCACCCAGAGCCAAUCACCUGACUGAAGAGAUAAGCUACAGUCUGACAGUGGACAGCAGUCUGUGUUUGUCCUGGGACGGCCAGCAGGGGGCCUGGACACAUCAGGGCUGCAGGACACAGCUAGCAGACACAGAUUCAACUGUCAGAUGCAGCUGCCAUCGGUUGAGACUGCUGACCGUGAAGCAGCAGCAGAUCCAGAGCAUCCACAGCACAGCAGAUGUGGACCUGUUCCUAAGCGCAUCCACUGAUCUGACAGUGCUGGGCAUGCUGUUGCUGUUCGUGUGCCUGUACGUCACGGGGUUGGUGGCGUGUAAAAGAGCUGAUGUUGUCGCCACGCAAAGUCAAAGGGUUCACUACCUGUCUGACAACUCUGCGUCCGAUCCGUAUCUCUACGCAGUUACAACCCACACGGGUCUCAGCUCUGCAGCCCGUAUGAGUGCAAAGGUGUACAUAUCACUGUAUGGUGAAGAUGGGUUCUCACAGACAAAAGAAUUACAAGUCCCAGGAUGCACUCUGUUCAGGAGAAACUCUAAAGACACCUUCAUACUUAGUGCAGCAGAAAGCCUGGGCCCAGUGUGGGCGGUUCAUAUCUGGCAUGACAACUCUGGACCUUCCCCUGAUUGGUACCUUACACAGGUGGAAGUAUCUGAGGUGCUCAGAGGGCACGUGGUGGGAUGCUCUUGGCUGUUUGCUGCCCAGUGCUGGCUGGCUGCGAGCAAAGGCGAUGGCCGAGUGGAGAGGAUGCUGCGUGUUUGCACUCAGGGGAUAAACUUUGCUCAGAUGCUGCGUCUCAAGCUUUAUGACUACUUGGCUGAUUUCCAUACGUGGGUAUCCGUGUACAGCUGCCCCUCUCCCAGCUCCUUCACACAUACUCAAAGACUAAGUGUGUGUCUGCUGCUGCUCUUGGGGUACGCAUGUGUUGGUGCAGUAAUCGCUGCACAAACGGAUGAUCAGCUGCUGUUUGUGUUGGGUUUUGUCGAUGUGUCCGCUGGUGCUGUAACAAAUGGGCUUGUAAGCGUGGUGGCUGUGCUGCCCGUAGCAACAGCGGUGUCUUUCCUGUUUCGACUGCGUGCGGUACAGCCGACGGGGUCACGAGUCCAACGUGCAAAAGGCAGAAAGACUGAAAAGGAAUAUUCUGAAGACGCCCUCUCACUAAGUGACAGCACGUUUGACCGCCGCCUCUCCUGGAGCGGCCUCCAGCAGUGGGAUGAAUCCUGGAUGCAGAAAUACCAGGACGCAGACCUGUCGGUUUCAUACAGUAAUGCUGAUGAAGCACCCCACAAAAAGCAGUCUGAAUUCCUUCCUGACAGCAGCACGUUUCAUGAAACCCAAAGAGCUUGUCUGUCCAGGGCAAAAGAUGAAGGUCAGAAAGAGAAAGAUCGCCAAGGACGAUGUUCACCAGACUCUUCCUCUGAGAGAAGAAGCUAUUAUGAUGACAUCGACAAACUGAGAGAAAGACCAACAUGUCAGUGGUGUGUCUAUUUGGCCUGGACUCUAUGUCUGCUGUUGUCCCUCUCCUGCCUGGUGCUCUCUGCACUGCUGGGAAUGAGAUUUAACAGUGGCAAGGUUCUGCUUUGGGUGCAUUCUCUUUUCAUCUCCCUGAUGUCUUGCAUCUUCAUCAUUCAGCCAGCUUUGAUACUUGCAGUGGCCAUGGCAGUCUCCUGUUGGCACAGAAAAACAUCAGAAUUUCAUACUUUUUUCAAAACGAGGGAAUUCAAUAUUGAGGCUUUGAAACUUUGGAGCCACAGAGGCAUUAAUGGAGCUGAAGAGCAGCUUACUGAGUCUGCUUUUCCCCACAAACGACGCUCACACCUUAAAAAGCUGCUGGGAGCUCGACGGCGAGCUCGGUACCUGGGUCUUGUACGGCCUCCGACUCUGGCAGAGCUGAGGAAAACUCAUAGGAGGAAAAGAAGAGAGGCUCUUAUUCAUAAAACCCUGAGGGAUUUGUCUCUCAGUGUCGCCAUGCUUUCCCUGAUGAUGUGUAUAACCUAUGACAGCUCAUUCAGGGACCAUUACCAGCUCAACAGAGCUGUCAGAAGACACUUUGUGAGGAACCAUGAUAAUUCAUUUAUGUCGAUACAAAAGCAUGUGGACUGGUGGAACUGGUCACAGACAGCUCUGAUAGAGUCACUGUAUGAGCACACAUCACCCAAAACAGAGCAGCCACAUAUUGUGAUUGGAGAGCCAAUCCUGCAGAAGAUUGAAAUAUCUGACACUUCUCCAGCUGAGGUACCCAUUAUGACUUCAACAACGCUAUGCGGUCGCCUUAGUUGUUACUCAGGACCAAGCGCUACAGUUGGCUUAGGCCACACAAAGUCUGAUUCUGCAUCAAAACUGAAGCUUCUGCGUUCAGCUGGCUGGUUGGACGGACGGACGGUGGGCCUGAAGGUUCAAUUCACCUUGUACAGCCCCGCACCGAACUUGUUCACCAGUAUGACGCUGCUCGCUGAGCAGAGCCCCACCGGUGUCCUGCUGCCCUCUGUGGAAGUCCAUUCAGUCAGAGUACAUCACACUCCUACUGCCUGGGACUAUGCUGUUAUAGUCUGCAAGCUUCUCUUCCUCUUCUUGUCUCUCAUACAAAUCUCAUGCCAAGUGUCCAGUAUGGGACAGCAAGGGCUGAUUGGAUACUGGACAACACCUUGCAGCUGGGUGGAAGUCGGUGUGCCCACAGCGGCACUUGUGCACUAUGUGUGUCACAUUUAUCACUCCACUGUUAUCAUGAGCGUUGCAGAGCUGCUGGAGAGAAACAACGAUGUUGACGUUCGCCUCCUGGCUUCCUGGGAACAAUUUCUUCGUACUCUGCGUGGCAUUAUGCUCUUCCUUCUCACCAUCAAGUGUGUGGCUGUGCUGAGGGUGAACAGGACCUUUGCCACCUCUGCUACACUCCUUGCCCGCUUACUCUCAAGUCUUUUAUGGCCAAUGAUUUCAGGUGUGAUCCUGCUGAUUGCAUCGUCCUGCUUGGGUCAUCUGCUGCACAUUCAAAGCUCCUGGGCAGUCAGCCCUUUUCACGUCCUCCUGAGGACUCUGCCCUGCAUCCUUUACCGGGGACUCGGAGCCACCAGCAAUAACAGAGGCCUCCUCCAGUCUGACUGCGAUGUAUUUACCUGUGGAUUUCUGUAUCUGUCUGCUGUGGUGUGGACAGCAGUGGUGAUUGGUGUGAUGUCCUCACUGGUUAGAAGUGCCAGAAGAUCUCACAGCAGGAGGAAUUUGAUCACCAUUGCAGAAUUGGCAAACUACAUCAGACUGAGCGUCUCGGAGCUGACUGCUGGGCAACAUGAAGAAGCACGAAAUGAUAACCAUACAGAGGGGAGGGCCUAUUAUCUCAAGGAAUGCGAAAGUUUAGUGGACGAAUUGUUGUUCAGACUCAACGCCCUCUCUGACAGCCUGCACCAUAAAGCCCAUCGUUACAGGGAGGACAGUCCUGUCAUCUCCCCCACACCAGAGCCCUCCAACAUGGACUCACAGGGCUCAGCAAGGUCACAGAUAAUUGUGAAUGGCACACAUUCAGAUGACCAAUGUUUGUUAAAUCUGGGAGGAACCCCAACUGUGUCUCAAAUGUUCAGGUCCCAGGCUAACAAGGACAUCCUGCAGCAGAGGGGUCAGACUGGAUGUAACCCCUCCUCCAACUUUGUUGUGGCAUCUGAUGAUGGUUUAAAGAGUAAAAACUGCCCAGAGUCAGCAGGCAAAAGUCAGAUCGCCUAUACAGGUUCACCACAAGAUGUUGUGGUGAAUGUUCUGGUCCAUGAAGAGCCUAGGAGAGCAGUCCCAGAUAAACACUAGAGUCCUCAUGGAGAUAGCAAAUCAUGAAUUCAUUGUUCACUCUUAUAUUUGUUCCAUUGUAAAGGCGUGUGGAAUAGUACAGCAUGAUAUAUGCACAGCAAACCUUCUACUUCUUUUCUUCUUGGUAUCGAGGUUGUGGGUAAAAGCCAUGAUUAAAAUGUUUGAAGCAACAAAUCUGCUUCAAGGUACAUUAACGUUAUUUUUACCCCAAAAUGUAGUAGCAUAACUUUUUUAAAACUUGUUAGCACAAAAGUUUGGAACCCAUCCAUCCAUCCAUCCAUCCAUCCAUCUAUUUGGAGACAGUGGCAGUGACAAAGCUUUUUACUACACAGACUCUGGAAGUUUUUCACUCUGAGCCUGAGAUCUGCGAACUCAGUGGUCUCUUUCUACAAACAGUUAAAAACUCAUCUUUUUAGACUUGUGUUUGGUUAACUUCUCUUUUUUCUCUUUUUUAUGUUUGUGAUGUCUUGAAAUGUGCUGUACGAAUAAAAGUUUUGCUUUCUUACAAAAAUACAGGAGGUUAAGCUGGAAGUGACAGAGCUUAACAUGGUCAGAUUUUCAUUGGGAAUGACCAGAAUAGACAUGACUAGAAAUGAGUGCAUCAGAGGGACAGAUCAGGUUGAGCAGUUUGGACAGCUUGGACAUGCGUGGAGGAGGAAUAGAGGACAAAGGAUUCUGAAGAUAGAGGUGACAGGCAGGAGGAAAGAGGAAGACCAAAGAGUAGUGCUGUUCAAUACUCCAGAUUUUGGUAUCGAUCAAUACCAAGUAAACACAGGGCCAGUACUGCCUAUGUCAAUACCAAUACUCUUAACAUAUAAAAGCAGUGUAUGCAGGAAAGAGCAGUGUGUCACAAUUUAUGUGAUAAAUGAAUAAGAAUUUGCAAAUUCUUAACAUAUUUUAACAGCAAAAUCCCAAACAACAAAACACACCUUUUAGCAUUUCAUGUAUUUUGAAACUGUGGUUUUUGGAGACCUGAAAUGGGUUGUUUAAAUUUGUGUACAGACUGAAUAAAAUAGACAAGACAAGCAACACAAAAAGGUUCGGACAUUUUUCAUAGUGCAUGUUUAAGGUAUACUUGUUCAUUUCAAAAAAAAAAAAAAA
This is a messenger RNA of Oreochromis niloticus (Nile tilapia), 10717 nucleotides long. RefSeq names its product polycystin 1 like 1, transient receptor potential channel interacting (gene pkd1l1). Gene Ontology annotation, molecular function: protein binding; monoatomic cation channel activity. Lineage: Eukaryota; Metazoa; Chordata; Actinopteri; Cichliformes; Cichlidae. The coding region runs from base 800 to 9616 and encodes 2938 amino acids. Gene Ontology annotation, biological process: calcium ion transport. Gene Ontology annotation, cellular component: plasma membrane. The record is from RefSeq and is a predicted model, not a curated record. The transcript is spliced from 55 exons.